Molecule: messenger RNA, 1776 nt
Organism: Anopheles funestus (African malaria mosquito)
Lineage: Eukaryota; Metazoa; Arthropoda; Insecta; Diptera; Culicidae
Product: ionotropic receptor 75a-like
Exons: 6
Coding region: 1-1683 (560 amino acids)
Cellular component (GO): membrane
Molecular function (GO): glutamate-gated receptor activity
Source: RefSeq, a predicted model, not a curated record
AUGUUUUACGAGCGCUACAAAACGGCCAUCACCUUGAAUCUGGAAUGUUCCGGCAUGGAUCGCGUGUUGAAGCUGCUAUCGGAAAAUUCCUAUUUUAAUAGUACCUUUCAUUGGCUUAUGUUUGGGGGACGAAACUUUGAGCAAGCGACCUGUUUGCUGUCCAACCAAAAUAUUAACUACGAUACUUCGAUCACGUUGCUGUUUGACGAGUAUAAACCAGACAACAUAACUCGUUACGAGGUGUAUGAAGUUACUGGGACCGUAAAACGUCGUGGAGGUAGAAUCAAUUUCGAGAUGCUGGGAAUUGUAUCUUCAUUGAAAGAUCUACCUAGACGCGCUGCUCCGGAACGAAACUUGGAUGGGAUUGAACUGUGGACAGCACUGACGACCGCUAAUCAACAUCAGCCUCGGCCUUUUAUCGAGAAGCUGAAUUCGGUAAAGAGGCAAAAAUCAUACAGUGCUACCACGCACUGCUAUCAGAUGGUUAAGCUACUUCAAAGGAAGCUUAAAUUCAAGCUUACCGUGGUUCUCACCAACGACUGGGGUUUCGAUCUUAUCGGUAAAAAUUCUUCACAAGGUGUCGUAGGGCAGCUACAGACCAAUCAAGUCGAUUUUGGGACGACGCCAUUUGGAAUAACUGUGGAGCGAUUACCAUUUUGUGACUUUACCAUCGAAAUUGCUCGUGCAACGUUUUAUACUGUGUUCCGGCAUCCGAAAAGUUUGAACAAUAACAACAUUUUUCUGCUGCCGUUCGAAACGCUGCUUUGGAUCGUGAUCGGUGUCGUAUUCGGUGCAGUCGCACUUAUCCAAGCGAUAUCUAUCGUGUGCAACCACCACCCAGAGACAGAAUCUGUACGAUCGUGCAUCGAAUGUCUCGUCGAUCAGUCACUGCUGGGUACGGUGGGAAUAGUAUGCCAGCAAGGACUGCAUCAUCGCAUCAUUGGGAUAAGCUCGAACAAGAUAUUGAUACUGGUUGCGAUGCUAUUUUCGAUGUUAUUGCUACAGUUUUAUUCCACCUUUAUCGUAGGAUAUCAGCUCAUCACUCCACCGAAAACGAUUAAUACGCUGGAAAAGCUUGCGGACAGUAACAUCAAGAUGGCGGUUGAAGAUUUAAGCUAUCAGCACGAUUUCUUUGACCGCACUAAAAAUCCGACAGCAUUGAAACUCUACGAAACGAAGAUUCUCCCCAAUAAGUACGGGUUUGUUAAUUUAUCACUCGGCAUGCAGCUUGUCAAACGCGGAGGUUAUGCAUUUCAUUGCGAAACUUCGUACGGCAAUUCACUUAUUAUAGAAACCUUUACCGAACGGGAAAUCUGUGAACUACAGCAGGUGCAACUUUAUCCACAACGUCCCGUGCAUCUGCCCAUGAUUAGGGGCAGUCCGUUGCGCGAACUGUUCAAGGUUAAUUUACAACUGCUAAAGGAAAACGGACUGCUGGCGUACCAUCAUUUGCGGAACUACAUCCCCAGGCCAAAGUGUAACAAGCAGAGCAACAAUCACGCCGAACAGAUCUAUCUUACCGAUGUAAGGUUCGCCUUUCUACUGUUGUGCGCUGGCCUGGCUGCGAGUGUUGUGAUCCUAUCGUGGGAAUUUGCCCUCGAACGUCUUCAGCGCUGGUGGCGCCGCCGACAACAAACACUUGCUCCCACUAGCAUACCGGACGGGUUUGUGUGGCUUAAUUAAACCGACGGAAUAAUGUUCCACUGCGUGCUCGUGCACACUAUGUAACAAAACACUACUGAUAAUCACAACGUAUACUAUGAAAUACAUCACCAU